UACGCCAGAGCAAGAUGGCCGACGCGGCGGCCACAGCUGGGGCCGGUGGCUCCGGAACGAGAUCGGGAAGUAAACAGUCCACUAACCCUGCCGAUAACUAUCAUCUGGCCCGGAGGAGAACCCUGCAGGUGGUUGUGAGCUCCUUGCUGACAGAGGCAGGGUUUGAGAGUGCCGAGAAAGCAUCCGUGGAAACGCUGACAGAGAUGCUACAGAGCUACAUUUCAGAAAUUGGGAGAAGUGCCAAGUCUUACUGUGAGCACACAGCCAGGACCCAGCCCACACUGUCAGAUAUCGUGGUCACGCUUGUUGAGAUGGGUUUCAAUGUGGACACUCUCCCUGCUUAUGCAAAACGGUCUCAGAGGAUGGUCAUCACUGCUCCUCCGGUGACCAAUCAGCCAGUGACCCCCAAGGCCCUCACUGCAGGGCAGAACCGACCCCACCCGCCGCACAUCCCCAGCCAUUUUCCUGAGUUCCCUGAUCCCCACACCUACAUCAAAACUCCGACGUACCGUGAGCCCGUAUCAGACUACCAGGUUCUGCGGGAGAAGGCUGCAUCCCAGAGGCGCGAUGUGGAGCGGGCACUUACCCGUUUCAUGGCCAAGACAGGCGAGACUCAGAGUCUUUUCAAAGAUGACGUCAGCACAUUUCCAUUGAUUGCUGCCAGACCUUUCACCAUCCCCUACCUGACAGCUCUUCUUCCAUCUGAACUGGAGAUGCAACAAAUGGAAGAGACAGAUUCCUCAGAGCAGGAUGAACAGACAGACACAGAGAACCUUGCUCUUCAUAUCAGCAUGGAGGAUUCUGGAGCCGAGAAGGAGAACACCUCUGUCCUGCAGCAGAACCCCUCCUUGUCGGGAAGCCGGAAUGGGGAGGAGAACAUCAUCGAUAACCCUUAUCUGCGGCCUGUGAAGAAGCCCAAGAUCCGCAGGAAGAAGGAGAACAACUUCAUUCUUAACAUACCCUACAAACCAGGAAACAAGUUUUUAAGGAAGAUGCUGGGCAUGCUGAUACCUUUUUUGGCCUCCUAAGGAAGAGCUUUUAAAACUAAAUCCAAGGAAGAAAAAUGCAACGACACAUGGAAGUGAACACUGGAUUAAUAAGCUGUUUCACAAGUUAGAAUCCUAACGUCCAUAUUUAACUUCAUGUGUUCCCCUUUGGCUUCCACAGUUCAACUCCUUUUGUUUUGAGACAGGGUCUCGCUGUGUUGCCCCAGCUGGAGUAUAGUGGCGCUACCUCGGCUCACUUCAACCUCCACUCCCCGGGUUCAAGCGAUUCUCAGAGUAGCUGGGAUUACAGGUGCCUGCCACCACGCCUGGCUAAUUUUUUUUUUUUUUUUUUUGUAUUUUUAGUAGACACGGGAUUUUGCUAUGUUGCCCGGGCUGGUCUUGAACUCCUGGCCUCAAGUGAUCCACCCGCCUUGGCCUUCCAAAGUGUCGGGAUUACAGGCGUGAGCCACGGUGCCCAGCCCAUCUCUUAGUCUUCCAUUCCCUUGGUGAAUCUGGAAACUUGAAAAACUUGGGGACUUGACAGCAGGCUCCAUGUUCUUCUGGCCUCACUGUACUGUGUAAGGAAAGAGCUGCUUGUCAGGAACUGAAGAGGGGACGCUAGUAAAAAUAAAUUGGAUUCCCUGACUGGACUAAAUAGGAGGUUUUCAGGUUUGUAGUAACCUGAAACUCUCCUAGAUCGAAGCAGUUAGACUGGCCUAUGUGGCCUUCUCAGGGUUUGUGAUUCAGUUCUUAGCGAUUCUUGGCCUGGUAAGUUUAUGAACACAGCACCACAUUCAAGCUGUGGCCAAUCACAGCUGUUCUCACUGCUCUUGGGAGGUGUUGUCCCAGUCAGUGUUUCUGCAGCUUCCAUUUGUUGUUAUUAUCCAGUGUAAGCGCCUGUUGAAUGCAGAUGUGCUGAGUUAUAGGUGGGAUUUGGAAAAGGGCUGCUGUUUCUGCUGUUGAGAUUUCAGAGGCUGUACUCUUUUUUUUUUCUUUUCUUUUCUUUUUUUUUUUUUUUUGAGACGGCAUCUCACUCUUAUCGCCCAGGCUGGAGUGCAAUGGCGUGAUCUCGGCUCACUGCAACCUCCACCUCCUGGGUUCAAGGGAUUCUCCUGCCUCAGCCUCCCGAGUAGCUGGGAUUACAGGCACCUACCACAACUCUCGGCUAAUUUUUUUUGUAUUUUUGGUAGAGACGGGGUUUCACCAGGUUGGCCAGGGUGGUCUCCAAUACCUGACCUCAGGUGAUCCACCCACCUCGGCCUCCCAGUAGGGGUGGGAUUACAGGCCUCCUCGGCCUCCCGGUGGGGGUGGGAUUACAGGCCUCCUCGGCCUCCCAGUGGGGGUGGGAUUACAGGCCUGAGUCACCGCGCCUGGUCUCAGAGGCUGUACUCAUAAUUUUGUUCUGAGGGGAGACAGGGAAAGGGUUAGACAAUUUGAAACAUUGACCCUGUAUAGCUGGGCGCGGUGGCUCACGCUUGUAAUCCCAGCACUUUGGGAGGCCGAGGCGGGCGGAUCACGAGGUCAGGAGAUCGAGACCACGGUGAAACCCCGUCUCUACUAAAAAUACAAAAAAUUAGCCGGGCGUGGUGGCGGGCGCCUGUAGUCCCAGCUACUCGGAGAGGCUGAGGCAGGAGAAUGGCGUGAACCCGGGAGGCGGAGCUUGCAGUGAGCCGAGAUUGCGCCACUGCACUCCAGCCUGGGUGACAGAGCAAGACUCCGUCUCAAAAAAAAAAAAAGAAACAUUGACCCUGUAUAAAAAUGCAUAAUUCUCAAUGUGUAUUUAUAAAUUUCUAUUUUUUAUAACUUUAUGGGACUUCUUAGAGACAAAAAGUAGUAAACACGCAGAUUAAAAAUGUUUAUGAAAAUCUCAAUAAAAAUUCAUAAUAAAAACUUUGUAAAUAAAUAGAACUGUAAGCUUUGAACUUAAUUUGUGUUCAAAAGUUAACAGCAAUGUGGACAAAUAAGUCAGGCUUAGCCCUUGUGUUGGCCUAAGCACACCUGGGAACUUGGUAAAACUUUUAUUUUGGAAAUUUUCAAAUACAAAAUUAGCAAAAUAUAUGAACCCCUGUAUAUGCCUCACCAAGCUUCCACACUUAUCAAUAGCUUGUUGAUUCUGUUUCAUCUGUUUCUCCCACUUUUUGUCCUUUAUUUUCUUUCCUGCUGGAGUAGUGUGUGUGUGUGUGUGUGUGUGUGUGUGUGUGACGCAGUUUCGUUCUUGUUGCCCAGGCUGGAGUGCAAUGGUGCAAUCUUGGCUCACUGCAACCUCCGCCUCCUGGGUUCAAAUGAUUCUCCUGCCUCAGCUUCCUGAGUAGCUGGGAUUAUAGGUACCUACCACCAUGCCUGGCUAAUUUUUUUUUGGAGAUGGAGUCUCGCUCUGUUGCCCAGGCUGGAUUGCAGUGGAUUGUCAAGAUUGCGGUGGUGCAAUCUCGGCUCACUGCAAGCUCCGCCUCCCGGGUUCACGCCAUUCUCCUGCCUCAGCCUCCCAAGUAGCUGGGACUACAGGUGCCUGCCACCACGCUUGGCUAAUUUUUUGUAUUUUUCAGUAGAGACAGAGUUUCACCGCGUUACCCAGGAUGGUCUCCAUCUCCUGACCUCAUGAUCCGCCCGCCUCGGCCUCCCAAAGUGCUGGGAUUACAGGCAUGAGCCACCACACCUGGCCUAAUUUUUUGUAUUUUUAGUAGAGAUGGGGUUUCACCAUGUUGGCCAGACUGGUCUCCAACUCCUGACCUCAGGUGAUCACCUGCCUCAGCCACCUAAAGUGCUGAGGUUACAUGCGUGAGCCACCGCUCCUGGCUCUUAUGGAGUAUUUUUAAAUGCAAACCCCAGACCUGUGUCAUUUAAUCUAAAAGUGUCUAUACAUAUCUCUGAUCUUUCUUUAAAUUUUAAUUUUGGAAUAAUUAUAGAUUCACAAGGUGUUGCAAAAAAUGUUGAGAGAGAUCCUAUGUACCCAUCACCCACUUUCUCCCAGUGGUAGCAUCUUGUAUAACUGUAGUGCAGUAUCAAAACCCUUGCAUUCAGUUUCAGUGUACAAUGUGGAUUGUAUAUUAGUACAAUCCAUAGAGCUUAUUUAGUUUUCACCAUGUGCACGUGUGUGUGUUAUGUGUGUGUUGUUCUGUGCAGUUUCAUCGUGUAGAUUUGUGUAACCACCACCACACAAAUGGUGGAGACACAGAACCACUGCGUCAGUACAGUUCUCCCUCGUGCUGUCUGUUUGUAGUCACAUCCACCUCUCUGCUCUUCCACUUCUCUCCUGGCAGCCACUACUCUGUUCUCUAUCUCUAAUGUUAUUGAAAGAAUGUUAUAAAUUGAAUCAUAAAGUAUGUCACUUUUUUCUUUUUCUUUUUGAGACAGAGUCUUGCUCCAUCGCCUAGGCUGGAUGGAGUGCAGUGGAGUGAUCCUGGCUCACUGCAACUCCUCUACCUCCUGGGUUCAAGAGAUUCUCCUGCCUCAGCCUCCCCAAGUAGCUGGGAUUACAGGCAUGUGCCACCACACCCAGCUAACUUUUGUAUUUUUAGUAGAGAUGGGGUUUCACCAUGUUGGCUAGGUUGGUCUCCAACUCCUGACCUCAAGUGAUCUGCCCACCUCAGCCUCCCAAAGUGCUAGGAUUACAGGCAUGACCCACCGCACCUGGCCAAGUAUGAGACUUUUUGACGUUGGCUUUUUCAGUUCUGCAUAAUUCUCUUGAGGUCCAUCUAGGUGGUUUUGUGUAUCAGUAGUUCCUUUCUUUUUAUUGCUGAGUAGCAUGGAUGCACCAUAGUUUAACACAGUUUCCUUAACCGUUCACACAUUGAGAGACAUCUGGGCUGUUUCCAAUUUGGGGCUACUCUGAAUAAAGCUGCUAUAACACUGUAUACAGGUUUUUUGUGUAAACAAAAGUUUUAGUUUCUCUGCAAUAAAUACCUAAGAAUGCAAUUGCUGGGUCCUAUGGUAACUGCGUAUUUAAUUUUGUAAGAAACUGACAAAAUCAUUUCCCAAAGCCGGUGUACUAUAUAUAUGUGUGUGUGUGUGUGUGUGUGUGUGUGUGUAUAUAUUUUGUUUUGUUUUGUUUUGUUUUUAGACAGCCUCACUCUGUUGCCAGGCUGGAGUGCAGUGGUGUAAUCUUGGCUCACUGCAACCUCCACCUCCCGGUUCAAGUGAUUCUCCUGCCUCAACCUCCCGAGUAGCUGGGACUACAGGUGCAUGCCACCACUCCUGGCUAAUUUUUGUAUUUUUAGUAGAGGCGGGGUUUCACCAUGUUGUCCAGGGUGGUCUUGAACUCCUGACCUUGAAUGAUCCACCCACCUCGGCCUCCCAAAGUGAUGGGAUUACAGGCAGGAGCCACUGUGCCCAGCUGGCUGUACCAUUUUUUAAAUUCUCCCUAGUGAUGUUGAGUGAUCCAGUGUCUCUACAUCCUCUCGAGUAUUCAGUGUUAUUUUUUAUUUUAGCCAUUCUGAUGGGUGUGUUGUAAUAUCUUAUGUUGAUUUGCAUUUUCUUAAUGUCUAACCUUUCCCUCUGCAUCACAGCCCCAGUUCUGGCUUUGGAGUGAGGAUUCUCAGCAAGCCCCUUUCCUCUGUUUCUGACCAGGAGGCAGUUAAGUGGUGAUUGGCGGGGUUAUUCUGAGAGACCAGUAGCAACACUGGCUGGCUUUCAGGGAAACAAGUGUGAAAGAUGUACCUGAGUGGGGCCGGGCACGGUGGCUCACGCCUGUAAUCCCAGCACUUCUCACGCCUGUAAUCCCAGCACUUUGGGAGGCCAAGGCGGGUAGAUCAUGAAGUCAGGAGUUCAAGACAAGCCUGGCCAACGUGGUGAAACCCCAUCUCUACUAAAAUUACAAAAAUUAGCUGGGCAUGGUGGUGGGUGCCUGUAAUCCCAGCUACUCGGGAGGCUGAGGCAGAGAAUUGCUUGAACCCAGUAAGCAGAGGUUGCAGUGAGCCAAGAUCGCACCACCGCACUCCAGCCUGGGCGACAGAGCAAGACUCCGUCUCCAGAAAAAAAAAAAAAGAUCCUGAGCUUUGUUUUUCUGGCAUCUUGAAGUCACUCUACUUCUAUUCGUGUGGCUCAGUAAAAUAAGGCUUGGUGACAUUCGUAUGCAUUGUCCACCACUUAACCACCUAUGGAUCUGGGGCAAAUCACUAAACUUCCAAAUCAGUUGUACAGAACGGGAUCAUUAGGAUACCUUGUUGAGGGGAUUUCAUGGAAUGUCUUUACCAUUAAAAUAAAGUAUGGCCAUGCUUUAUA
This is a messenger RNA of Symphalangus syndactylus (siamang), 6203 nucleotides long. It is a transcript of the gene TAF8, whose product is annotated as TATA-box binding protein associated factor 8. Lineage: Eukaryota; Metazoa; Chordata; Mammalia; Primates; Hylobatidae. Gene Ontology annotation, cellular component: transcription factor TFIID complex. The record is from RefSeq and is a predicted model, not a curated record. Gene Ontology annotation, biological process: transcription initiation at RNA polymerase II promoter. Gene Ontology annotation, molecular function: protein heterodimerization activity.